UGUUUUCCACUUUCAAUCACUUUUUUUUUCUUCCAGUCCGUCUCACAAGGCGCUCUUUAAGCUCCGGUGUUGCCACACAGAGCAGCCAUUCAUCGGCUCUACAGUCAGCCACACACACUCCCAUGUUGAACCACUGGACACCUAAACUGGUGUAACUGCUUUUGCUGAAUUCCAGCCAGCGGUGGAAAGGAUUUGGACACUUUUACGCAGCAGUAUGGCUUUGCCUGAGAAGAGUCACCAGUAACCGGGAUCGUCGUAGACUCCAGACGUCUUAUUCAAUUAAAACAAUUUAAUUACUCUGAACAGUUUGGACUCUCUCUAAAAACAAAUUUUGCAUUCGAGGGUUGUCUUGCCAUUAGUUGAAAGUUAAACAAAAUGUCCGGCGAGGACCACAGCCUGUCCGAGGCGGAACUGAGUCCCGGAGGGUCAGACGACGGUCACUCACUGUCACCGACUCAACCCGGGGCGCCACCCGGCCAGGGCUCACCUCUGACCGGGCCGUCGCAGCAGGUGUCCGCGCUCUGUGUCGGGGAUGGAAGCGCGGAGGAUGGAGGCAUGUCCGGAGCCAAAUCAGAGGAAGAGGAAGAUCGCUUCCCGAUCGGCAUCAGGGAGGCGGUCAGCCAGGUGCUGGACGGAUAUGACUGGACACUUGUGCCGAUGCCGGUGCGCGUAAACAACGGGAACAAAGCUAAGCCCCACGUAAAGAGGCCCAUGAACGCCUUCAUGGUGUGGGCACAAGCGGCGAGGAGGAAACUGGCCGACCAGUACCCCCACCUGCACAACGCGGAGCUCAGCAAGACCUUGGGCAAACUGUGGAGGUUGCUGAACGAGAACGACAAGAGGCCAUUCAUCGAGGAGGCGGAGAGGCUGAGGAAACAGCACAAGAAGGACUAUCCGGAGUACAAGUACCAGCCCCGGAGACGCAAAAACGGCAAACUAGCGCCUGCCAGCGAGUCAGAUAGCCAGGGGGAAGGGGAGGCCAGCCACUCCCAGUCACACUACAAGACCCUGCACCUGGAGCACAAUGGUGGGGCUGGGUCCCCCCUGGGUGACCUGCACCACCACCACCAUCACCACCACCAUCCUGCUGGUCAGGGUCACAGCCCACCCACACCCCCCACCACCCCAAAGACAGAACUCCAGUCUGGAAAACUGUCAGAUGCCAAGAGGGAGUCAGCAGCAGGAGCGGCCGGAGGAUCAGGGGGGUCCAGGGGAGCCCUUGGGGUGGGAGCUGAAGGGGCGUCUGGUGGUUCAUCAUCAAGCGCUAAACCCCACAUCGACUUUGGCACCAUGGACAUCGGCGAGAUUAGUAACGACGUGAUGUCCAACAUCGAGCCGUUUGACGUAAACGAGUUUGACCAGUACCUUCCUCCAAACGGCCACCCGCAGAGUGCACCUGGGGCCACGGCAGCCGGAUCUUCGGCCUCGUCUUACGCCUACGCCCUGGCUGCUGCAAGCGGGCACUCCGCCUGGCUCUCCAAACAGCAGCAGCAGCCUCAGGUCUCUCCAUCUUCCUCCGACCCCUCCAAGGCCCAGAUCAAGAGCGAGUCUGCGUCCGGGAGCCACUACGCCGAGGCCUCGUCCUCUCCCUCCUCAGGCUCCCACGUCACCUACACCCCUCUCAGCCUCCCUCAUUAUGGCUCUGCUUUCCCCUCGCUGGCCUCCAGGGCUCAAUUUGAGUACGGAGAGCACCAGGCCCCCGGGGCUUACUAUGCCCACUCCAGCCAGGCCCCGGGGCUGUACUCAGCCUUCUCCUACAUGGGUCCUACACAGAGGCCUCUUUACACUACCAUAGGAGACCCCUCCAGCGUGGCCCCCUCUCACAGCCCCACACAUUGGGAGCAGCCUGUUUACACCACACUCACAAGACCUUGAGGGAGACCAGCUGAGCAGAGGGAAAUAUGGGAAGCGUGUGAGUGGAUCUGUGUGAGCGUGUGAUUCUGUAUACGUGUGUGUGUGCGUGUGCCCGUGCCAUAUUGAUGUUAUAUUAGAGGUUUUUACUUUUUUAGCCAAUAUAAUGCAAGACGCAUCCACGGGGCCUUACACAGUUAAAAAAAAAAAGACAGCCA
Micropterus salmoides (largemouth bass) is the source of this 2069-nucleotide messenger RNA. RefSeq names its product transcription factor Sox-10-like. Gene Ontology annotation, molecular function: RNA polymerase II cis-regulatory region sequence-specific DNA binding; DNA-binding transcription factor activity, RNA polymerase II-specific. Gene Ontology annotation, biological process: negative regulation of transcription by RNA polymerase II; neural crest cell migration; peripheral nervous system development. NCBI's taxonomy places the organism in Eukaryota, Metazoa, Chordata, Actinopteri, Centrarchiformes, Centrarchidae. Gene Ontology annotation, cellular component: nucleus. The record is from RefSeq and is a predicted model, not a curated record. Bases 376 to 1875 code for a protein of 499 amino acids. The transcript is spliced from 4 exons.